GGACAUUUAAAUGGCCACACGGUCCGACGGCAGCUCGGGAAUAAACGCCGUUAUUACGGUGAUAUUCGGUGAAACAGCUGCGCGGACACCGGCUGAGUUUACCGCCGGAGUCUCCUUUUUUAACCCUAAACCCAAAUUUUAACCGUUAAGUUUGUUCGUAGCGCCGAAAACAAUGAGCGAAGAGGACGAGUCGGUGCAGAGAGCCCGAGCCGGGUUUGAGGAUCUCUGUCGGGCUUUAAAUAUGGACGAAGAGGCGAGCAGCGAGGCGUGGAAGACCUACGAAAACAUCAGCAGGAACUUCACAUUAGAGGGCAGCGAGCUGCACUGGCUGGCCUGCGCUCUGUACGUGGCCUGCAGGUCGUCGGUGCCGACGGUGGGAAAAGGCACCGCCGAGGGGAACUACGUGUCUCUGACCAGAAUCCUGCGCUGCUCAGAGAUGAGCCUGAUAGAGUUUUUUAAUAAGAUGAAGAAGUGGCAGGACAUGGCCAACCUGCCGCAGGACUUCCGUCAGAGCACCGACAAGCUGGAGAGAAACUUCACCGUGUCGGCGGUCAUCUUUAAGAAGUACGUUCCCAUCUUCAAAGCCAUCUUCAAGGCGCCGUCAGAGGAGCCGCCCCGAGUUCACCGCAGCCGCAAACAGAGACGCCACCCCUGCACCGUGACCGAGGUCUUCAACUUCUGCUGGGUUUUAUUUGUCCACGCCAAAGGGAAUUUCCCCAUGAUCAGCGACGACCUGGUGAACUCGUAUCACCUGCUGCUGUGUGCCCUCGACCUCGUCUUCACCAACGCUCUGCUGUGUAACGCCAGGAAGGACCUGCUCAACCCCGACUUCAGAGGUCUACCGGAGGACUUCGGCAGUAAGGACUUCAGGCCGUCCCCGGGGCCGUACUGCUUCAUGGAGCAGCUGUGUGAGCUGCAUGACGGCCUGGUGCUGGAGGCCAAAGGAGUCAAAGAGCACUUCUGGAAACCUUUCGUCAAGAAGCUCUUCCACAAGAGGAUAAUCAGAGGAAAAGAGGACAGUCUGACCGGCUUUCUGGAUCCCAUGAACUUUGGAGACAGUUUUUUGUCGCUGACUCGGGUGUAUGAGGAACAUGUUCUGGCCACCGGCAGUCUGGAUGAGAGGAUUUUCACCGGCGAGGCGGCGAGCGAGGACAUCGGCACCCCGGGGCCCUGCCUGUGUGAGGGGGUGGAGAACCAGGACGGCGCCACCUACAGGCUGCACAGCGACCUCACUGCCUCGGCCCUGAAGGUGUCCACUCCUCUGACGGGGAGGAAGUACGUUCAGGAGAACAGCUUGGCGUCUCCGGUGUCAUCAGCCAUGAAGAGUGUCGGGCGUCUCCACACGCUGCUGUCAGGAACCAAACAGGGGCCGAGUGCCAAACUCACGGAGACUCUCAGGGCCUGCGCCAGAGACCCCAGCGAUGUCAUCAGACAGCGCCUGAAGGACAUGUUCGAGCUCCUCUGUCAACAUUACGAGGGCAGCGGGGCCGAGACCAGGGGCAUGGGGAAAGACAUGGCAGUGAAGUACUUCCACCUGGCGGAGGCGCUCUACUACAGGAUCCUGGAGUCCAUCAUUGAGAGAGAGAAGAUGAUCCUGGGAGACGCUGACCUGUCGUGUAUUCUGGAGCAGGACGUCUUCCAUCGCUCCCUGCUGGCCUGCUGCCUGGAGAUCGUCGUCUUCUCCUACAGACCUCCAGGAGAUUUCCCAAACCUGAUCUCCAUCUUCCAGCUCCCCGCCUAUCACUUCUACAAG
Molecule: messenger RNA, 1753 nt
Organism: Plectropomus leopardus (leopard coralgrouper)
Lineage: Eukaryota; Metazoa; Chordata; Actinopteri; Perciformes; Serranidae
Source: RefSeq, a predicted model, not a curated record